CUGUUUUUCUGUAUUCGUACCUGGCAUAUGUCCUUCGGAAAAAAAAAAAAAGAAAAAAAAGAAGCUGCAGAAGUCAGAAAUAGAAUACACCAUUCCUGGUCAUACCUAAGCAUUGUUGCGUCUCGUUGAAGCUGCUUCAUUUGUUCGAUUUUAAGGUGGGAGAAAUCUUUAAAGAAAUUUGAGGACUUUUACUGGGAUCUCACUUUUCGUUGAUCAGUUAGGAGUAUUAUUACGUUGCAGCAAUUGAAUAACUUAGUUGUUGGGAUUGAGUAGAAACUAGAAAGUGCGUUUUUCAUUUGGCAGAACAUAAUCGACCAUCCGCGAAAAGAGAUGGGCUUUUUGAUGUGCAAGGAGGAUAAUGGAUUGGGGUGUCUGAUGAAGAAUUCGGCUUCCGUAGAGUUGGAUUCAUACUUCCCUGUGAGGCCUCAACGCCAAGAAGAUGUUCCCAAGACCCGCUUCAAACCCAGGGUGGGUAAAACUCUAAGUCCAAGAAGAUGGAAUGCUGCUUUCAGUCAAGAUGGUCAGUUGGAUAUAGCAGGAGUUCUUAGAAGAAUUCAGAGAGGGGGCAUUCAUCCAUCAAUUAAAGGUGCUGUCUGGGAAUUUCUGUUGGGUUGUUAUGAUCCCAACAGCACAUUUGAGGAAAGAAAUGAAAUUAGACAGCGAAGAAGGGAGCAGUAUGCUGCUUGGAAAACUGAAUGUAAAGAAAUGGCGCCAGUUAUUGGCAGUGGAAAGUUCAUAACUGCAGCCAUAAUUACUGAUGAUGGCCAGCCGAUAAUUGAAACUUCAGUUAAUGGCAAUCUACCAGAUGACUUUGGUGGCAAGCCGAGUGACAAUGGUUCAGCAGAUAAGAGAGUGAUUCAGUGGAAGCGGAGCUUGCAUCAAAUUGGUCUAGACGUUGUUCGCACGGAUCGUAUUCUGGUUUUUUAUGAAACCGAAAAGAACCAAGCCAAACUUUGGGAUAUCCUUGCUGUAUAUUCUUGGUUUGACGGAGAUAUUGGAUAUGUUCAAGGAAUGAAUGACAUAUGCUCUCCAAUGGUUAUUCUUCUAGAUGAUGAAGCAGAUGCAUUUUGGUGCUUUGAGCGUGCAAUGCACAGAUUGAGGGAAAACUUUAGGUGCAGCACAACUUCUGUUGGUGUUCAAUCUCAGCUGAGUACUCUUGCACAGAUCAUUAAAACUAUUGAUCCAAAGCUACACCAACAUCUUGAGGAAUUGGAUGGUGGGGAGUAUUUGUUUGCGUUUCGUAUGCUGAUGGUACUUUUUAGGAGAGAGUUCUCAUUUGUUGAUUCGUUGUAUCUUUGGGAGGUGAUGUGGGCCAUGGAAUACAAUCCAAACAUGUAUCUGUUGUACGAGGAGCCGAAUUCUAGUUGCCAGAAUGGCAGCCAAAAGAUCAACAAUAAACUGCUAAAGCUGUAUGGAAAGUUCGAGAGGAAAAAUGUUCAAACUGGAUGGACAGAACAGAAAACUGCUCUUGCUGUUUUUGUUGUUGCUAGUGUCCUUGAGACGAAGAAUAAGCGACUUCUAAAAGAGGCCAAGGGUCUAGAUGAUGUUGUUCAGAUUUUGGGUGAACUAACUGGGAAUAUGGAUGUAAAGAAGGCGGUAAAGGGGGCCUUGAAAAUUCAUAAGAAGUAUUUGAGUAAGGUAAACUUCAUAAUAACAAGAGUUUUAUCAGCUGCUCUUGGUGGCUGCAUUUGUUGUGGAUACCUUAGUGCUGCUCAUCAUCAUUCAUGCAGGCCAAGAAAUCAUAGUUGCAUUCGGCUGCAGCGGGAAUGUUUCACGAUCGGCUAUAUCCUACAACAAGCGUAACAGUGAGAUAUGCGAGUACUACUCGAUAGCAGCCGAUGGUUUAGGAGUAUUCUAAGAAUUGUGAUUCCUCAUUGCAUCCUUUUGUGAUCUAAGAUAUGUUGAACUUACAUGUAAUAAGCACAUGAAAUCGGAUUUUUGUGCGGAUUUAAUUUUUCUUAAC
This is a messenger RNA of Coffea eugenioides, 1963 nucleotides long. Its product is annotated as TBC1 domain family member 15. Gene Ontology annotation, molecular function: GTPase activator activity. Lineage: Eukaryota; Viridiplantae; Streptophyta; Magnoliopsida; Gentianales; Rubiaceae. The record is from RefSeq and is a predicted model, not a curated record. The coding region runs from base 331 to 1803 and encodes 490 amino acids. The transcript is spliced from 12 exons. Gene Ontology annotation, biological process: activation of GTPase activity.